AUGAGCAACCAUCUGCGCAGAAGUGCCCGAUUAUCACCACAUUCACAACAAGAGCAAUUCCAGCAAAGGAGCGGUGGUCGUUCUGCUACCACCUUGCCGAACAGCUUUUCGCAGCCCUCGAGUGCCUCGACGAGUUCUCAUCCAAGUCCCGUCAGUGACACUCUACAGCCUCCCCCACCACCACCUACUCCACAACAGCCCCAACAGCAUCGCAUUCAGAUACAAUCGCACUUUAUGCCUCACCAACAGCAAGGACACCCUCACAUUCACGCCCCGUUGCCUUCGCCUUCGGCUGCGCACAUGGGUCCAUUCUUCAGCGGGCACUACUCACAGCCUAACACAUAUGCCUCGCAGCAAAUGCAUCCCGGGUAUCAGAGCGGACAGCCGUUCGGAGACCAACAAGCUCAAGCGCAUCAACAAGAGCAGCAGCAUCAUCUGCAUCCUCACACAAAUUCGAUGUCCAAGGAGCAUCCUGCAUACCCACAAACCAUGGGUCCCGGGCAAUUGCCGCCUGAUUUUCUGGCCGAGGCGGCAAAACGUGCACAGAUGGCUUGUUUAAUGCGAGACUUGGGCGAUGUCUCCCUUUAA
Messenger RNA from Fonsecaea erecta, 588 nucleotides. RefSeq lists its product as hypothetical. The coding region runs from base 1 to 588 and encodes 195 amino acids. The record is from RefSeq and is a predicted model, not a curated record. The transcript has a single exon. Lineage: Eukaryota; Fungi; Ascomycota; Eurotiomycetes; Chaetothyriales; Herpotrichiellaceae.